Molecule: messenger RNA, 1437 nt
Organism: Cryptococcus wingfieldii CBS 7118
Lineage: Eukaryota; Fungi; Basidiomycota; Tremellomycetes; Tremellales; Cryptococcaceae
Exons: 2
Coding region: 1-1437 (478 amino acids)
Source: RefSeq, a predicted model, not a curated record
AUGGUUGCUUGUGGAACAGGCCAGAUCUACUGGAAUGUCUAUAAUGAAGACGCCUCGAGAUACAACAUCACAGUGUACGCUGUGAAUGAGGGCGUGGACCAGGCCAUCGAAUCGCCUAGUACAACAGUGGUAUCCAGCACCUCAGCGACAUCGCCAUCGUCUUCUGCUGUCGCCCAAACCUCAUCGGCAGCUGCUACCACAUCCAACAUUGCCCGCUCCCUUUCCGACCCCGUCAAACGCACCACACUAUCUAUAAACACCACCAUCAUCACCCAAUACGCCAACCACGGUUACGGCUGGACACCUGUCCGCCUGCCCGAAGGCAACUACAGAAUCUACGGUCAUGUCUAUGACGGCUAUGGGACGUCUAAUACGAGCAACGUCUUCACCGUGCGAGAGAGCACAAACACGAGCUGCCUGACUGCUUUCGCGGCCAUGAGCAGAACGGCUACCGCAACGCUCAGUAGCGGAACGGUGACCGGAAGCGCAGAGUCUGUGACUGCUACAGCUUCUUCGGGAGCGGCGGCCGGGGGUACGGAGGAUGAUACUGGGUCAAACGGGCUGAGCGGGGGUGCUAUCGCGGGUAUCGUCAUUGGUGUUGUUGCUGGACUUGCCUUCCUCGCGGGAUUGCUCUUCUGCUUGAGGCGUAGGAGACAGCAGGCGAGGCGUGGUGCUCGUGGGGACGACGGUCAUCCGAUGGGCAUGACCCACCGCCGCAUGGCGUCUGCCUCCACAGCGCCAUCUGACCCUGGCCACUCGCCCCUUCCUACUAUGUCUGGACCGGGCGCUAGAGGUGGCCCGAUUCCACUGGGCGCUACAGCUCAUGACAAGAGCUUCACCUCGAGUAUCGACAAGGACAGCGAGGAGAGCUUCGGCCAGGCAACGGCGGAGAGUGCUGCGCCCAUCGUGCUUGCCGGUGGGAGGCAGGAACAAGAAGAGGAAGAGAUGCUUCGAGACGAUCCCUUCCGAUCGCCGGCUCUUCCACCUUCUCAGAACCCCUCGACUGUGUACCCUCAGCCGACGUCUACCUAUGACCCCACUCGUCGCUAUUCCAACCCCGCCGGUGCAAUCCCAGCCGAUCAGCCCACUCGCACCUCGCGCACCGACUCUCAACCCUCCUCACCUCAGCGUCUCCCACGUCGCUCUCCUUCCGGCUCCGCCUCCGUCAAGUCUUCUUCUAAUCCCGGGGAGAGCCCAAGAGUCGGAGCGCUGGGCAGGACGCCAUCGUCGAGGAGAAAACCAGUACCUAGUCUCGGUCCAGAGCUGAGAGGCGAGUUGUCGAAGAAGGCGGACAACAAAAGUCAGGAGGAGGGGAAAAGGGCUAUGGCGGAUGUGGGACUUGGCGUGGGAAACGUGGGGCAGGGACAUGAGGCACAAUCGCGCAGGACGAGUUAUCAGUUGAUGCCUGAUCCUCCCCUGGCCCCGCCUCAGGAGUAA